CCUGCCAAGGCACUUUCCAACCCAGGUUUUCUCCUGCUCGACCCGUUCUCCUCCUCCUCUUCCUCCUUCUCCCUUCUUUAUUCAAAUCUUCUUUAAUCAUGCCUUCAAACGAAAAAUUGGACCCUGAAAAACUUUCAGUGGAUGAUAAUGAGAGAUAUACAGAUUCUGACCGUGACAAGGAUAAAUCUCACAAGUCAAAGUCUUCUUCAAAGUCCAAAGAUCUCUCCCAUGUACCUUGUAAAUUCUUCAAGGUUGGCGCUUGCACAGCAGGCUCUUCUUGUCCCUUCUCCCAUAACGUCCAAGAGCCUGGUCAGCAGAAGGACGUCUGCGCAUGGUUCGUCAAGGGGAACUGCAAGUUUGGCCACAAGUGUGCCUUAGCCCACGUUCUUCCAGGCCAGAGUAUGUCUAUGGACAGGAAAAAUAAGAAGUCGGCCCAGCUCGCUGCCAACGCUGCGGGAGGUGCUGGUCCAAAGGAUAGCUCAAAGGCAGGGAGGAGUGCCAGGAAAGAUCCUAAUGCGCACAAUGGCUCAGGAGUCGCUUCUCCUCCAGGCAAUGUUCGUGGAGGGCUUCUUUCCGGCUCCACAGCUCCCACAAGGACUCUCAGCGCUUCCUCUCGUCCCCCAAUUUCCAUGCCGUUAAAGGCCACAAUUUCCCCAUCCGCCCCUGCCCCACCCCUCAAAGAUACCGAUUUCGCCUCAUUUUCCCUUCCAGAUGACACAGAAAAGUUGCCAGCAACGCCUCUCCAGAGGCGACAUACCCCUCCCUUCGAACCCGAGUCACCAGCACCCGCUCAAGAUAGCGAGUUUAAGGAAGACAGCAAAAAUCACUCCCCACCAACACUCCCUCUCAGCAUGCCUAGCACGCGACGUUCGGGUCUAUCACAUCGCCCUACAGAUUCUGCAGAUCUUGGCCCCAUUGGUUCCCCGCCACGUGGCUCUCUUCCCCGUACUGGACCCGCUAAUGGAUUUUCACCUGCUACAUCGCCUACUGCUGCUCAAGCAAUCUCCUCCACGCUACCCGCUCAGUCUCAAACUGUAUUCCAGUCCUAUGAUGCCAAACCCUCCAUACUGGAUACGAAACAUCGCUCCGGUCUCGCCGCAUCUCUCGGCACGUGGAAGACGGAACUUGGUCCUGUCCCUUCGCAAGUUGUCAACCGUGGGGACGGUAGUCUCAAUAUGCGUGGUCUCGACCACGAGGUUGCUGUAGAGGACGAAGAUCUCGAGGAGUUCCUGCCAAGCUCCCUUAAUGAUCUUUUGACCCCCGAGGAACGUUCUCGCAGAAUGUCGCGUACAAACUCUGUUCGCCCUGCUCAGGUCCACAACAAUGGUCUCGGCCUUGACCCUCCCUUCCUCACUGCGCAUUCGCAAGCGGAAGGCUCUCGCCACCAUUAUUCACGUUCCGUGCCUGCUACCUCGCUCCUCGGCGAUGUAAAGUCUAUUUGGGCAGAGCGGACCGGCGGGCUUCCUGGCUCUCCUGACACAUCACAUGCAUUCAAUCUCGCAGUUGGAACACCUAGUUCAUUCAAAUCCUCGAGCGGCUUCGGAGGACGCUCCUUUACUAAUGAAGACGUGAAUCCAUCUUCUUCCCUUCUUUCUCCAUCCAAUGCUUCUGCCGCUUUUCUGCCUUCUUUGCACCAGUAUUACCUUAACUCAAAGCCAAGUGGCAUCCAGCGUUCUACUUCUGGUCUCGGCCGACCUGCUGGAUCCCCCCUACAACCACCCACCCCCCAGAACCCACCCCCGACCUCAUUCUCUCCCCCGCGGAUCAGCUCUCUCGGUGGCCAUCGCACACCGUUUGACGAACACGCAUCUGGACGCCCCAUUCCAUUUGGUGAGGGUGAGGAGCGCCCAGCUGCUAUUUCCCCCUCCAUCCGGGCUCUGCAGGCACAUGCACCGGGGCAGAGUUUGCCGCAGGGGCUUGCGGCAGGUUACUCUCGCAUUCAUGCACUCCCGAUGACAAUGUCACCUUCCUCGGCCGCAGCCUUCAGCCCUAGCUCCAACAACAACCCAUACAGCCUUAACCAGGACUGGGUCGGGGGCUCCGCGAGCCAGGCGGACCAUCUGUUCGCUGCAGAUGCGGGAGGCGUGCCUCUCUCGAGCUCGAUGGCGGGCCUGGAGUCGAUGUUCUCGCGCCUGUCAUACUCUGCUGCGGCGACGUCGCGGUCGCCGCUGAACAACACCGGCCUGGCGCAUUCACCAACUCAAGGCUCGCCGCUGGGUGUGCAGCGUGGCCCUCCUGGCAACCGGAACUGGCACGCGCAGAGCCCGUUGAGCAAGCCCGUUGUUACGGCGGAUGAUGAUGAGCUGUUCAGUAUGGAUGGAUGAGUACUAAGCUGCGCGUAGAAGUAAAAACCGCGCCUCUGCUUUGGUUUCAGGGACGCCAUACCUCACUCUCUUGUUGUAUUGCAUGGUGUAUGUAUGUGUGGGGGCCGUCAGAUGCAUCUACGUAAAAUAUAUUUAUACCACCUCUCUAAUCAUCGGUUCAGGUCGUGAUGUCAAAGUUAUUGAUGUUUUUGC
Molecule: messenger RNA, 2516 nt
Organism: Suillus clintonianus
Lineage: Eukaryota; Fungi; Basidiomycota; Agaricomycetes; Boletales; Suillaceae
Exons: 3
Coding region: 99-2324 (741 amino acids)
Biological process (GO): protein polyubiquitination
Molecular function (GO): ubiquitin protein ligase activity; metal ion binding
Source: RefSeq, a predicted model, not a curated record